Molecule: messenger RNA, 2289 nt
Organism: Prosopis cineraria
Lineage: Eukaryota; Viridiplantae; Streptophyta; Magnoliopsida; Fabales; Fabaceae
Product: bifunctional dihydrofolate reductase-thymidylate synthase-like
Biological process (GO): one-carbon metabolic process; dTMP biosynthetic process; tetrahydrofolate biosynthetic process
Cellular component (GO): cytosol; mitochondrion
Molecular function (GO): thymidylate synthase activity; dihydrofolate reductase activity
Source: RefSeq, a predicted model, not a curated record
CACUGCUCUCCCCUUGGCGGCAUUCGCGUCCACCGUGGUUUUAGAUUUUCUCGGGUUUCUCUUUUUCGUUUCCCUUCUUUUCACUGCAAAAGAAGAGGGAAAAAAUCGAAAGCUGAGAAGGAAAACAUUUCCCCCAUUCUCCCUUUCGCGCUUUCUCAGCCACUCUUGAUGGAUAAAGCUUGGAAUUUUGCGGAAGGUUUUUGGGUCAUAGUCCUUUCUACCUUCUGCGUUUCGGUCUGAGAUCGGUUCUACUCAAGUUACAAAAGAAUUGGUUGCAGUCUUUUUUUCAGACUACAUCUUUAAAAAUUUCUCGUCUUUUGAAUCAUAUAAUGGCCAGUGAUUCUGCUGUAAUGUCCAACGGCAAUGUGAACUCACAUCUUAACUCACAGAGGAAUUACCAAGUGGUUGUUGCUGCAACCCGGGAUAUGGGUAUUGGUAAGGAUGGAAAACUACCCUGGAGACUGCCUUCUGAUCUCAAAUUUUUUAAGGAGAUCACUUCAAUGACAUCUGAUCCCGGGAAGAAGAAUGCAGUGAUAAUGGGUAGAAACACAUGGGAGAGUAUCCCUCUUGAGUAUCGCCCACUUCCUGGUCGCCUUAAUGUUGUUCUUACUCGCUCAGGAAGCUUUGACAUUGCAACUGCAGAGAAUGUUGUUAUAUGUGGAAGCAUGUCCUCUGGUUUGGAAUUGUUAGCUGCUUCUCCUUACUGUCUAUCAAUUGAGAAAGUAUUUGUUAUAGGAGGUGGCCAGAUAUUUAGAGAGGCUCUAAAUGCACCUGCAUGUGAAGCUAUCCACAUUACUGAAAUUGAGACAAAUAUCAACUGUGAUACUUUCAUCCCUCCAGUUGAUUCCUCUGUAUUUCAGCCAUGGUAUUCUUCCUAUCCUAGGGUGGAAAACAACAUCCGCUAUUGUUUUACCACAUAUGUACGAGUGAGGAGUUCUGUAGCAGAAUCCCUGAGUCAGAAUUCUGAUCAACUUUGUGAUACUGGAUCAGAUUCCUCAAAAUUUGAGGUCAAGAACUUCUCUUUCCUUCCCAAAAUGAUUUUCGAGAGGCAUGAAGAGAACAUUUAUCUCAAUCUGAUCCAAGAAAUCAUCUCUGAAGGCACUGCUAAGGAUGACAGGACUGGGACUGGCACCUUCUCGAAAUUUGGUUGCCAGAUGAGGUUUAAUUUGCGCAGAAGCUUUCCUCUUUUAACAACUAAGAAAGUAUUUUGGCGAGGGGUUGUUGAAGAGCUUCUUUGGUUUAUCAGUGGUUCAACAAAUGCCAAGGUGCUGCAGGAAAAAGGCAUCCAUAUAUGGGAUGGCAAUGCGUCCAGAGAAUACCUUGAUAGUGUUGGAUUGGCAGAGGGGGAGGAGGGUGACUUGGGACCUGUUUAUGGGUUUCAGUGGAGGCACUUUGGUGCCAAGUAUACUAACAUGCAUGCUGACUACUCUGGCAAAGGAUUUGAUCAGCUUUUAGAUGUUAUUAACAAGAUAAAGCAUAGUCCUGAUGAUCGGCGGAUUAUUCUCUCAGCUUGGAAUCCGGCAGAUCUUAAAUUGAUGGCCCUUCCACCCUGCCACAUGCUUGCACAGUUCUAUGUAGCAAAUGGGGAGCUAUCUUGCCAAAUGUAUCAGAGAUCUGCUGACAUGGGCCUGGGCGUGCCCUUUAAUAUUGCAUCUUAUGCUCUCCUGACAUGCAUGAUUGCUCAUGUUUGUGAGCUAGUUCCAGGUGAUUUUAUCCAUGUUAUUGGGGAUGCACACGUUUACCGGAAUCACGUGAGACCUUUGCAGGAGCAGCUCCGGAACCUUCCUAAACCUUUUCCGAUUUUGAAGAUAAAUCCAAAGAAGGAUAUAGAUUCUUUGGCUUCCGAUUUCAAGCUUAUAGGUUAUGAUCCUUACCAGAAGAUAGAAAUGAAGAUGGCCGUGUAAACAUCUAGGGGAUUCAUCCUUAGUCCCUUCGUCAGGCCGCCCAUGCUUUUUGAACUGAGGGAUUUAGAUUACAUUGAUGAUGUAUUUUGCUCCAGGCGACGAGGUUUUUUAUGUACUAAUAAAGAGAAGGUACCAGUUGGAGUUGAAGCUUGGUAUAGGUCGUUGUUAGUGGACAUUGUUCAGUUCCAUUUGUAUGCUUUGGUGGUUCCCAGGGUGAUUUAGAUGAACUGCUUUUCUCUCUCAUGUCUUUAUCAGUCAUUGGCUGUUUUGACUGUAACACACUCAUACAGGGCUAAAGUGCAUCACAAACUUGAAAUUUGAUAGGAUUAAAGUGUAUUUUUUUCUCCUAAACUUUCCUUCAAAGAGUGUUAGACACCUUAUAUCA